Messenger RNA from Pterocles gutturalis (yellow-throated sandgrouse), 523 nucleotides. RefSeq names its product transmembrane protein 230 (gene TMEM230). Gene Ontology annotation, cellular component: endomembrane system; synaptic vesicle. The transcript has 3 exons. Bases 35 to 394 code for a protein of 119 amino acids. NCBI's taxonomy places the organism in Eukaryota, Metazoa, Chordata, Aves, Pterocliformes, Pteroclidae. The record is from RefSeq and is a predicted model, not a curated record. Gene Ontology annotation, biological process: synaptic vesicle transport.
AGGUUCUAGCUGAUGCCCAGGCUUCCUCGUAACGAUGCAGUCCCGCACAAAUCUGUCAGCUGGGAUUCCCAGUAGCAAAGUCAAAUAUUCCAAGCUCUCCAGCACUGACGAUGGAUAUAUUGACCUGCAGUUCAAGAAGAGCCCGCCAAAAGUCCCCUACAAGGCGAUUGCACUGGCUAUUGUGCUCUUCAUGAUCGGGACCUUCCUCAUUAUCAUCGGAGCCCUCCUCUUGGCAGGAUACAUCAGCAAAGGCGGCACGGACCGCGCCGUCCCCGUGCUCAUCAUCGGGAUCCUCGUGUUUCUCCCAGGCUUCUACCACCUGCGCAUCGCGUACUACGCUUCCAAAGGCUACCGGGGCUACUCCUAUGACGAUAUCCCGGAUUUUGAUGAUUGAACGAUGUAUUUAAUUACAUUCAUAAUUAGGUUGCUGGUAAGAGCUGCUAGUUAACCCCAGAUAUCAGAGGGAGCCCGUAAGAUUGCAGAGGAAGUACAUCAGUCACAAGAUGCCCGUUCCUGGUUUUGA